This is a messenger RNA of Pestalotiopsis fici W106-1, 570 nucleotides long. RefSeq lists its product as uncharacterized. The record is from RefSeq and is a predicted model, not a curated record. The transcript has a single exon. Lineage: Eukaryota; Fungi; Ascomycota; Sordariomycetes; Amphisphaeriales; Sporocadaceae. The coding region runs from base 1 to 570 and encodes 189 amino acids.
AUGCAGAUCAUCAAGCUUCUCGCUUCCAGCCUCGCUGUCGCGGGUAUAACAACCGCAUCACCGGUCGCGCAAGACCGCAACCACACCCUGAGCUGUGCUAUGACGCAGGACGACAGCAAUCAUCACAACAACAAGACCCUGUUCCAACUGUUUGGACGAUCCGCCGCUGUUCCUUUCAACAGUACCGAUAUGCAACAGCAUGUGGUCAACCAGACAGAGUCGACCGUCACUGGACAGGAGAGCCACAAACGGCACAUGGCGGCAGCGAGUGAGGCUGAGGGACGACCGGGCAAAGUUCCUUACCGAAAGUUCCCACCUUGCUACGUCAAAUGUUUCGAUUCAGAAAGCAUCACUUCCAAGACGUCGAUGUUUAUCGGCGACAUUCGAGAUCUUACAACUUACGAGUUCUGCGAAUCUCAAGCUGGAUGGGUUGGAACGUGGAUUUUUGAUCAUCUCCAAUACUGCGUUCAUGGAGAAUGUUCUCACUGCGUCCCUGGAUGCGGUAAGGACUCCGGGAAGGUAUACGAAGAGAUUUGUGGGUACAAGUGGUGCGAAAAGUGUUGGGGAUAA